CCAGCAGCAAAUCCGUGGAUACACUCCCGUGGAAACCAAGCGUGCAUAGUUCAACAUGACUACCGCCACUGCCACCUUCCUAGCACCCGCCGCGGUGGAGCGCAAAGCCGCCGCCUCGAAGAAGAAGAUUCCGCUGGCUGCCAAGCUCGUCGUCGGGGGAUUUGCUGGCAUCUUCGGCGUGUCGGUGACGUUUCCCAUCGACAUCGUCAAGACCAACUUGCAAAGCUCGUCCGCAUUCACAAGUCCUCUGCAUUGUUUCCGCACGUUGGUGGCCCAAGAUGGCUUCCGUGGCCUCUUCCGCGGCCUGCCUCCCACGUUGGUCGGUGUCAUCCCGGAAAAGGCGAUCAAAUUAGCUGUCAACGACUACUUGCGCGAGACGCUCGACACGGAGGGCACGGGCGUGUUGCCGCUGUACAAGCAAGUGCUGGCCGGGGGCGGAGCUGGGCUGUGCCAAGUGGUGGCUACGAAUCCGUUGGAAAUCGUGAAAAUUCGCCUGCAAACCCAAAACCACCUGCCCGCAGCCGAACGCCAGUCGGCCACGCAAGUAGUUCAGGAAUUGGGACUUCGUGGACUGUACAAAGGCACAACCGCGUGCUUGUUGCGCGACAUCCCCUACGCCGUCAUCUUCUUCCCCAUGUAUGCGACCAUUCGAGACCUCGGCACCGACAAGGACGGCCACGUGUCCAUGGCGUCUGUCGUCUUUGCAGGAUGCACGGCGGGUGCUACUGCCGCUGGCUUUGUCACGCCAGCUGAUGUGAUCAAGACCAAACGGCAAAUGCGCGGGGCCAGGUACAAAGGCACGAUCGACUGUUUUCAGCAAGUGGUUGCAAGUGGUGGAGUCGCUGCUCUUUUCAAAGGCGCGGGGCCUCGGAUGAUGGUUCAAGCACCCCUCUUUGGCAUUACUUUGUUGGCGUUUGAAGUGCAGAAAGCGUACAUGGAAUCGCAAUAACUCUAUUCCACCAAUACAGAACAAAAAAUCCAAGACACAAAUAAUCCGAUUAAGCGCUUGAUUUUUCCACUACCUAUGGUGCUACAGUUGUCGUGGGAGGUGACUCCCGUCGACGUCGUUCGAUGUCUGCCACGCGGUACCAUUCUGCAAACACGUGAAAGCCUGCCCACGGGGUCAUGUCCACUUCCCC
Molecule: messenger RNA, 1139 nt
Organism: Aphanomyces astaci
Lineage: Eukaryota; Oomycota; Saprolegniomycetes; Saprolegniales; Verrucalvaceae
Exons: 4
Coding region: 56-949 (297 amino acids)
Biological process (GO): transmembrane transport
Molecular function (GO): transmembrane transporter activity
Source: RefSeq, a predicted model, not a curated record